AGCAGUAGCAACUCGACCAUCACAGCGAAAGGAUCGCGCCACGAUGAGUGACUUCAGCAUCGAGUAUAUUUUGAACCGAGCCGGCGACAGAUACGUGGGCACCAAUGCCUCCUUGGGCGUCCUGCAGCGACUCCGUGCCAGCUUGCCUUUCCAUCCGUACGCCCACCCAGCAUCUUAUGUCUCAAAGGAGUCUGGAGGAUCUCCUCCAGCCUCGGCUGCGGAGGCUCAGAUACCCGUCUACGAUUGGCUGCAGUACACCCGGUACCAUCCGCCCAAGUUGCCCAGAGCCCUCCGCCAAAAUGCGCCCGCCAAAAGGACUCCUGGUCGCCUGCCCCGCAUACCAUUUACUCCGCAGCAGCUGCAGGCCCUGGAAAAUGCCUACAAGGAGUCCAACUAUCUGAGCGCCGAGGACGCCAACAAACUAGCCGACUCCUUGGAGCUGACCAAUACGCGGGUGAAGAUCUGGUUCCAGAAUCGAAGGGCUCGCGAGCGACGGGAGAAGCGCGAAAAGGACGAGAGCUGCGACUCCACCUUCUCAUCGAACGCCUCCAGUCCGGAACCGGAAAUGAUCGUUGUAACGUGAGCUGGAGCAGGAUAUCCACGAGGACUGUUUACUGUUACGAAUUUAGUGGCUUUCUGUAAAUACACAUUAUAGGACUAAGUAGACCCAUAAGCAUAUAG
This is a messenger RNA of Drosophila melanogaster (fruit fly), 681 nucleotides long. RefSeq lists its product as uncharacterized. Gene Ontology annotation, biological process: regulation of DNA-templated transcription. Lineage: Eukaryota; Metazoa; Arthropoda; Insecta; Diptera; Drosophilidae. Gene Ontology annotation, cellular component: nucleus. The record is from RefSeq and is marked reviewed. The transcript has a single exon. The coding region runs from base 44 to 583 and encodes 179 amino acids. Gene Ontology annotation, molecular function: DNA-binding transcription factor activity, RNA polymerase II-specific; DNA binding.